Poecilia latipinna (sailfin molly) is the source of this 6629-nucleotide messenger RNA. RefSeq names its product PHD and ring finger domains 1 (gene phrf1). Bases 120 to 5309 code for a protein of 1729 amino acids. The record is from RefSeq and is a predicted model, not a curated record. NCBI's taxonomy places the organism in Eukaryota, Metazoa, Chordata, Actinopteri, Cyprinodontiformes, Poeciliidae. The transcript has 19 exons.
CUUACCCAGCCGGUGGUGUCACUCACCAACAGUGGAGACUUCAAACCUAUAUGAACAUAUCUUUCUCUACUAAAUAGGACAUCAGAGAAGUUCCUGUGCUGUUGUUUCGAUGGUCAGCCAUGGAUGAAGACGACAGCCAAGAUGAGCUGAUUAACCGCAGUUCAUCUCACAGCAAAGGAAAAAGAGCUGCUUUAUGGGCCAUCUCAGAUGACUCAGAUGAUCUCAACGAGGAAUCUGAAGAGGAAGACUCUGAUAGUGGUGAUGACGAAGAAGAACAUACUGCAAACGGAGAAGACGAUGAGGAGGAAGAUAGUGAGGAAGAGGAUGAUAAUGAAGAGGAGGAAGAUGCUAAGUCAGGGAAAGGAACCUUUGGGGGAAGUUCUGCUGACUUUGCAGAGAUGAGCUCAGAUGAGGACAGAGAAAAGUGUCCCAUCUGCCUGAACUCAUUCAGUAGCCAACCUGUUGCAACACCAGAGAACUGUGAGCACUACUUCUGUUUUGACUGCAUCCUAGAAUGGGCUAAGAAUGCAAACUCAUGUCCUGUGGACCGCAUUGUCUUUGACAACAUAUAUCUGAGGAAAUCUUAUGGAGGAAAAGUAAAGAAAAUUGUCACUGUUCAGAAGCCUGUGAAGGCAGGUCAGGAGGAAACGGUAGGCUUGGACCUGGAGGAGACCAACUGUGAGGUGUGUGGGGGCAGUGACCGUGAGGACCGACUUUUGCUCUGCGACGGCUGUGAUGCGGGGUAUCACAUGGAGUGCCUCACGCCUCCUCUUGAUGCUGUUCCUGUUGAGGAAUGGUUUUGUCCUGAGUGUGAGGCCAACAAUCGCCAGUCAAGAGGUUCAGCUGAGGAGAUCAGUGACACAGACAGCCUUUUCUCUACUCCCCGUCCGGCUACCAGUAGGUCUCGAACUCACACCGCUGGUCCCACCAGGGCUAUCGCCCGAACGCAACAGAGUGAGAGAGUUCGAGCCAACGUCAACCGACAUCGCAUAACCCAGGCACGCACGUCGCAGUUGGCUCCAACAUAUCUGAUUCAGUCGACUUGGCUAGAUGAAACCAUUAAUGCCGUGGUUGCUGGACUCAACACCGCUGUGUAUGUACGGGACAUCACUCCUCGGGCGCCAUCGAGUCGGAGACGCAAAACUGGAAAACGUAGAAAGGUGAGAAGAAAGAAGACAUCUACUAAGGGGAAAAAUUGUCAAGCAGAAAAAACAGGAGUCAAAAGGAGAAAACGAAGAGCAAGGAAGAGCAAAUCUAGGAAAAAAGCUAUUGAAAGAAAGACAGCCACUCCAAGAAGCCGUAUUGCCAAUAAUCUAGGAAUUGUAAAGGAUAAGAAGAGCUCUUCACUUCCAACAGUAUACCGACCAUCAGAGAACACUUUGAGUAGCAUGCGUGCCGACAUUGGAGCCGCAUCACUCUCCAUCUAUGGAGAUCCAUUUGAUCUGGACCCAUUUGUUGACCAUGAAGAGGUUGAAGAGCAAGCCCAGGUUACAUCGCUGUUGGAGGCAAAAAGGCGAGGGAUCUCUCGGUCUGCUCUUCGCUCUCAUCAGCCUGUGGCUCGUCCAGUCACUGCAGGCCUCUCCAGGAGAGGUGUGAACGUCCCUCACUCUGCGGGUGUUGUGGAGGCUGCUCCUGUCCCUGAUCUACUGGGAACCAUCCUGUCUGGACAGAGCAUGCUCCUGAUGGACAGUUCUGAUGUUGUCAUUAGUCGAGAUGGUUCUCUUAAAGCUUCAAAGCCAAUGAUCCAACCUACACCAAGCAGCAGGAACACCAGUAGUUCAAGUGAUAUCAGCGCCCUCAACAGUCCAGGGUGUUCGUACAAUUUAGGAGACAACUCUGUAUCUCUGCACCACAAUGGGAGUCCAUUAGGAUCCUCACCUACCUCUGUGAAUGGACUGUUGACACCAAGCUCAUCUCAUUUACCCUCCUUCAUGCCCCCCUCUGCCAACCACUACCAACCGAGACCACAUUCUGACUUAACCCCUGGAGUGAAUCCAAGUUUGCCUCCUCGUGCAAACCGACCAGUAGCAGCCAAUGGUAUGAGAGCCCUAACAGAAACGCCUUCUUCAUCUGCUCACCCCAUCCAGGUUUCCAACUUUAGGGACAAAGGAACAACUCUGUCGCUGUCGCAACCUAAGAAAGCUCCCGUUAAACCCACGUGGGUAGAUGUGUCUGUGCUUCCUCGCAUACCGAAGAUAAAAAGAGAGAACAGCAGUGUCACAAAUGACAGUGCAGGUCAUGGUGUCAUUUCUGACAGUAGUAGAGGGAGUAGUAAUUAUGCUGGAGCUGACGAUGGUUCUGGGUUGCCUAAAAGUGGCAUGAACAGCCUUUCUGGGGACAAAGGAAGGCAACAGAGUGUUGAUAAGCAGAAGGGCCACUCUGAUGGCCAUAAGAACAGGCCGGAAAGAGCCGGCUCAUCAUCGGCAUUCUCAAAUUCCUUUGCUUCCUCUUCCUCCACCACUCCUGCAAGCCAGACUCAGCAUGCGUCAUUUUCUUCAUCUUCGUCUGUAAGUUUUCGCAUCAAUUCCAGUGGGAACUCCUGGCAUGCCAGGCGGCUCAGCAUAACGUCGUCCUCUUCAUCCGGAAGCAACAUAAAAGAACAGUGGAGGGAAAAAGAAGAGGAAGCAAAAAAGAAGCAAAUGCACAAAGACAAGAAAACACUUCUGGCAUCUUGUACAGUCACCAAGGAACAAGACAAUAUUUACGAUCCUUUUAAUCCCACGCUGUCUGAUUCAAGUAGCUUGAGCGACGAAGAUGAGCCCACAAGCCUGAACUUCAGCUCUCAACUUGGCACUAACAGAGGGAAACCUUCUACUUUAGGAAGGAACAAGGGUUCAGUGCCAAGACGUUGGGAUGCAGUUCAGGUGAAAACUGAAUCAGAGGAGACAGAGUUUUCACAGGAAAUACCCAGGAGCUCGCAGCUUACUGUAACACCAGAAAUAAUAUUUCCCGCAGAUAGUAUCAAAGUUGAAAAGAAAUCUGAUUUAGCCGAAGUUAAGCAGGAGAAGCAAAAGUUAUUUAUUGAUACCAUCAUUAAAACAGAACCAAGUUCAGAUGAAUAUGAAAGUUCUGAUGACAGGGUUGUAAGUGAGAGUGAGGUAAAAAGUGAGAGUGCAGACACCACAUCACUUUCUUAUCAGCAUGUUAAACACAUAAAAGCGGAGGAAAAUACUCAGCAGAACACUGGACUUUCUGCCGAAACUUCCAGUAGAUCUCUUCUCAACUACAGGAAUGAUUCAUCACCUUCCUGCUCGGGUUCCAUCUCAAAGAAACAGAGGGAAGAGACUAAAUCGGAUGAUUCACCAACCUGUUCCAGUACACUGACGGGAGACUUGGGCCAUAGGAAGCAGACCUCUAAAAUGUCAAAGGAUCAACAUCCCAGUAGCUCAGAGACAGACGGAGGCAGAAGAGAAGACCCUCACGCCUCGGAUAAGGAAGGCAAAAAGAAGGAAAGGGAAAAAGGCAGAGAGAAAGACAGGAGCUCAAGGCGAUCAAGGUCAAGAGAAAGAAGGAGAGCACACUCAACCUCUGACAGCUCCCAGCCCAACUCACCAGACAGAGCUUACAGGAAGAGGCGGCGGUCCCGAUCGCGGUCCAGAGACAAGACAAGGAGGCGAUCCAGAUCUUGUUCGAGUUCUAGCAGCAGAGAGCGCUCAAAAAUGAAGAAGAAUAAAGGUAAGGAGCGAAAUGAACACACAGAGAGAAGCAGAGUGUCCAAGGACAGGAGACGUGGUCGAUCACGUUCCAAGUCAAGGUCCAAGUCACGGUCCAGAUCCAGAUCGAAGUCUAAGGAUCGUAAGCGUCGCUUAUCUCGUUCAAGAUCUCGGUCUAGAUCUAGGGAAAGGAGGAAAGAUUGUGCCAGGCAACAUACAACAGUCUCAUCCAGAGACAAAGUGGAUUCCAGAGCUAAAGAUGGGAGACAAAGGACUAAUACCAGCUCAAGAGAGCGAAGGAAAGAUGAAGGAUCGACCAGAAGUACAGACAAAACUUCAGCUUCACAUGUUUCAUCCUCGAAAGGAACAAAUCUCCCACAGGAAAGAAAAAAGGAGAAGGAACUUGCACAAAGAAGCAUAGAGAAGAACAAAUGUGCUCGAGUGAAAAAACAAGAGUUGCCUUCCUGUUCUUUUGUUUCUCAGGUAAAAGAUGAAGACAAAAACUUUGAAAGAAGAGAUAUCCCAGCUAUAGAAAUCCCAGUAGAAUUAAAAAAUAGAAAGGAAAUCAAAAAAGAAAAACCGCAACCUGUGGAUAUGUUUGAAGAUUGUCCUAUUGGUAAAGAAAUUAAAAGUGAAGGAAAGGAUAAACCUUCCUCGUCAGUGUCCCAGAACGAUGAUGAGAUAAUGGAGGAUCAGAACAAGACAGAGUUGUAUGAAACAACCCUAAUCAAAUCUGAGGCAAGUCCCACACAGGACUGCCCCUCACAGCCUGCCUCCUCACCUCCUACCCUGUCCACUGAAGACCCCCUCCAUGACUCAGUAUGUCAGUUUCAGCUAAGCUCAUUAGAGUCUGACAAACAACAAAACACAGCUGGGGCGGCGGACCCUAUAAAACCGGAACCUCCAGAGUCUGACGAUGAUUUUAAUGUGGAUGUAAUGCUGGACAAUCUCGAUCACGUCAAAUCGGAGCCUGGAGAGGGUAGCGGUGCACGCGCUGAAGAGGAGAAAGAAGCUGUGGAGGAGAAGGAAGAGGGGGAGCCGACGUCAGCAGCAGCGGGAUCAAAGUCCAAGACUCAAGUGAAGCGCGUCACCUGGAACAUACAGGAGCCAGAGGGGCCUCAGCCAGAGAAAUCUCCAAGCAAGCUAGCGCUGUAUAAGUUGAAGCUGAAGCAGGAAGGAUCUCGCAAACCCCCUUUGCCUGUCCAGGCAUCCACUCAGAGCACUGUGUGUGACUCCUCAAAGAAAAGUGUUGCUGGUUUACUGACUGCUAAUUCCAGCUCGGGAGGCCUCAACCCUGCGGAGUUACCAACCACUGAGCAAAGAGAACCAGAAGAAGGGGAUUUGUCAAGGAAAGACAAGCAGUAUCUGAAAAAGCUGCACAUGCAGGAGAGAGCUGUUGAAGAAGUGAAGUUAGCCAUCAAGCCUUUUUAUCAAAGGAGAGACAUCAACAAAGACGAGUACAAAGAGAUUCUGCGUAAAGCUGUUCAAAAGGUGUGCCACAGCAAAAGUGGGGAAAUCAACCCAGUGAAAGUGGGAAAUCUGAUCAAGGCGUAUGUGGAAAAAUACAAACAUGCAAGGAAACAUAAAAAAGGAGACGAUUCAGCAAAGGUACCUGAGGAUCAGAGUGAGCCAAUAAAAUUAUCUGACAGUCCAUAAGGAACCAUAAACGCUCAUGGACACUCACAUCCCCAGCUUUGUGUUCUAUAUCUCAAGCAACCCCAAAAGAGUAAACUGAAAUGAAUACUCAGUUAUGGAAUAGUUUCUUAAAUGUUUGCUUAAUGUAUGUAUUACGUUCUUUAAAGGUGACUUGAAUUAACUUGAAUUACCCAUUUGGGUCUUCAUCUUGGGUCGUCUCUGACUGCAAGUGAUUUUGUGUUGUGCAGCUGAGAAACAUUAAAAUGGAACAUUAUUCAGUUUUGCCUUUAAGAGGCAAAACUUCAAGACCAUCCCAUGGAAAUAUAAAUCAGGUAGCCUUCUCCUUAAUCUGCCAUUUCACUCUGAGGAUCCAGAGUUUUUUUUUGGCUUCAUGUUGUCUAUGGGUGUUGUUUUUUUUUUCUAUACAGAAAAUGAGUUAUUUAUAAGUGGCAAAGCUAAAUGUCUAUCUUCAAGUGGUGAAAUUAUGCAGCUAGUGCAUAUUCAUGACAUUUGUCAUAUUACGGAAAGACACUAAUAUGCAAUUUUGUAGAAGAUUAAAUGACCUGAAUCUCGAAAGGAUUUGAGAUUCAGUUGUAAAUAGUUGAGUUUUGAUAUAAAUACCCAAGGGAUUCUUCCAUCCGUUUUACCUGUUGUGAAUAAUUGCCGUCUUUGAAUGUUUUCUUUUUUUCUUUUUUAAAUAGAGGAUAUUUAUGUUUUGUAAUUGAAAGCCGGUGUUGUGUCUUCCACGUCUAACUCUACUAAAUGUAGUUGAAUCAAGGAAAACUGUAUACAAGGUUUGUAACAUUUGUUCAUUUUUUAUUUUUGGUGGGUUUGGAGGCCGUAGAGGGUAGCACCAGGUUUACGGUUUGUUUCAGUCCGUAACAGAAAUAUAGGAAAUCAGUUUUUAGAGUCAGUUUUUUUUGUCAUCAGUUGUAAUAAAAAGAACAAUUUCUUUGAAUAAACAAUACUUCAUUUGUCUAUUUAUUUUAAUUUUUAACUAGUUCACAGCAUUUUCACAGGGCAUAGUAUGGAUGUAAUAGUUAGAGCGACUAUUUCAACCUAACGUUUCUUUCUACAUGUUUGUCCACUUUUUAUCUAAGCCUACUGCUUUCAUGUCUUGUAUUUCCUUUAAUAUCUUUGUUUCAUUUGGAGCUGUUUGUGCUCUGUGUUCAGUAAUUAUUGACUAAGUUUAUUGGCAUUGAUGUAUUUGUUGGUGAGGUCAGCUUAUACACCUUCGCACAUGUUGUAAAUAUUUGUCACUAGAGGUGCAGCUGAAGUACACAUGCCUUUUGCUAGCAACAUUAAGGUUUUAACCCUCCUGCAGCAGAUAAAGGCUUACUG